CGUGAAUUUUUUUCUCUCAUUUUAAGGAGUAGGACUGUACACUGGGAGCGGUGAUGUUGGCAGAGAGAUGGGCCCAAUGAACUAUUGAACCAAGCCUGGGAUCGUCGAGACAGCCGUUCCGAAAGUGAUCACCCUGAGGUGAAUGCCGGAAGCAUUAACUCCUUGUUGCCAUGACAACAGGUGACUGCUGUCAUCUUCCAGGAUCUCUUUGUGAUUGUACUGGCAGUGCCGCCUUUUCUAAGACGGUAACAGCAGCUGAUGCAGGGCGACCUCAGUACGUCGCACAAGUAACAGCAAAAAAUGGACGCCUGUUGUCAACUGUCAUUAAGGCUCUAAGCACUCAAAGUGAUGGGCCAAUUUGCCGGAUAUGUCAUGAGGGCAGCAACAUGGAAGGCUUGCUGUCACCUUGUGAUUGCACUGGAACACUUGGCACAGUUCACAAAACCUGCCUGGAGCGAUGGCUUUCAUCUUCCAACACCAGCUACUGCGAACUUUGUCACACUGAGUUUGUAGUGGAGCGAAGGCCUAGACCUUUGAGAGAGUGGCUCAGAGACCCAGGUCCCAGGAAUGAGAAGAGGACGUUAUUUUGUGACAUGAUUUGCUUUCUUUUCAUCACACCAUUAGCAGCAAUCUCUGGUUGGCUUUGUUUGCGAGGAGCACAGGAUCAUCUACAAUUCAAUAGCCGCCUGGAGGCAGUUGGACUCAUUGCACUCACCGUUGCACUUUUCACCAUCUAUGUCCUGUGGACACUGGUUUCAUUCCGCUAUCACUGCCAGCUCUACUCAGAAUGGCGAAGGACCAACCAAAAGGUGCGAUUGAUGGCUGCAGACUAUAACAGCGCUACUCCACAUUCUCUCCUCUCAUCAAAGCUGAUAAGGAAAGAUUCCAGUGAAACAAUUGUGUGAAUUUAUUGGUAAAUAUCUAUAGAGAAAUGAAAACUCUCAAAAUUCACACUUGUCCCCAAAACGUGUUAAGUAACUCCAGCCAGUGUCGGCAAAACAACAGCAACUUGUUUAUCGGAAUACUUGCAAGAAAGAAACUUCAUUUGCAACAUUCUCAGGAGCCAAUAAAUAUGCAGCCAGCAUUUAAAUGCAAUUCUAAUGAACAGUGGGAUUAAAACAUCAUACUUCCAUUGUACAAAUAGAUGGUGGUUAUUCUCCCAUUGUAAGGUUAAAGCUUACAGAAUGGUAACAUGGAGUUUGAAAUUUGACAAUCAUUUGUGCUAUCCUGUACAAAAUAACAGGGCAAAGAACAAAAGAAUGAGAUGUGUGUGUGUGUGUGUGUGAUCUGAACCCUCUUUGUUAUAGAGGCAGCAACUAGCCGUAAAUAUAAAGUUUAUCCUUGGCAUUGCACAGUAAUCAACUAUUGGAUCGAUCAGCACUAAUUAUGUAAAGACCUGGGAGACCCAUCCUAAUUUUAUUUUUGGUGAAUAUUAUUUUUAAAUAGAGAAGUGGCAAAUCAGACAUCCAAGUCUAAUUGGAAUUCAGAAAGUUUAAAUGUGACCUUACAGGUUUGUGUAGUAUCCUUUUGAAUUUCUAUAGAAGAUAUGAUAGGAAGUACUCUAAUGACCAGUGUACGUUAUCUAGCACCGGUCUUGAGUAUCACUGAUGUCCAACAACUUUGUCUCAAAGUGACAUAUAAUCGCAUUCUAAUAUUGGCGUUGUGACAAUUUUUAUUGGCCAUUAUCUCCUGACUUUAACAGAUGACACUCCUAGUGUCAAAUACUCUGCAUGUUUUUAAAAAUCAUAUUUUUGCAAUACAGUUAACAACACUACAAUCAGCUUCCUGUACUUGUGACCACAGUGCAUAGUCAGAGAGCUUGUGAAUGUCACUAAAUGAGAACUUUGAGAUGUAACUUGUAAUAUUUAAAUAGAGGAGAAUGGUAUUCAAGAAAAGUUAGAGAAAACAAAAGUAGUCAAAGUGAAUAAGUGGAACCAUAGAAGUCAUAAAUCUUUGAAAUCUAUAUCAAACUUCAACAGUAAAGGAAGUCUGGGUGAACGUUAUUCAAAGCACUUAUUAUUUUUCACAGCAACUAAUUUGACAAAAUUUGGCUUGAAUUAACUCUAAUACAGAAAGCUUUACCCCUGUAUGUGUUUUCUGAAUAAGAUAGGCUUGGAGAAGGUGUUUGCUUCCAAUAUCUGUCUUUCCCUUUUGAAGAUUGACUGACUGCAGUAGAUGGAAGGACUUUUUGCUUUCUAGUCUGUUAGAGUAGAUUUCUGUUUCCUGCCUUUCUUUCUAUGGUUACCCAUAAACAUUUAAUAAGUGAAAAAGCAAAAUAAUACUGUACAGUUUGUGAAAAUGUUGAAAGAGGGCUUAUUUUGAUAAGACCCGUUGUUCAAUGUGUUUACCACCUUUUUAUAGUUUUCAGAAUGUUUGUUUAGUUUUUAUUGCAGAGUUCUUGAUGCACAAUUUAAGGGUUUUGUGCAAUUCCAAUAUGAUGUAAAGUUUAAACUUUAGUUUAGGAAGACAGUAACUUUAAAAAAUUUUGUUUACUUCAGUAUUUCUCCUUCUGAUCAUUGAUGUUUAAAUUGAAAUUGAUGGUGAUAGAGCAAUGAACACUGUGAUUCUCCAACUGAAAAUUCUCAUUCGUCAUCACUUUAUUCUUUUCUUCUUUUGAGGAUAAUCUAUUAUAGGAAACCAGCAUUAUGGUUAAAAAAUAUUGAACAAUAGAAGUGUAAGCUGAGAUUCAGACUAACAUGUAAACAUCACUGUCAUGUAUUCCAGUGCAUGAAGCUCCAUUUUCUCAUUAUUCAUGCAAAAAAUGAAAAACUGGCACAUUGCAUUCUCUGAUGUAAUUCAUUAUCUAAGAAAACUGAACACUAUAUGCAUUCAUGAUUCUAUCGACACUUGCACAAGAAAGAGCAAAACUGAAAUAAAAAGAAAAAAUUUCAAGCUAAAAGAAAGUACAGAGAAUAUUAGAAAUACACUUUACUUUUGUUAGGCUUUCUGCAUUCUGAAUUGUUGAAGUAAUGACAAAAUUUCAAUAAAACAAAAGGAAAAUCCAGUUUGGCAAAUAGUAAAUUGUAACUAGUGAGUUUGCCUUCAUUAUACAUACAUUUAUUUGGAAGUAUUUCUGUGAGCAGCUCAUUUACAAUUUUGUUCUGCAGCUUUGAACUUUUUGUUUGGAAAUUCUACAUAUUGAUAACCAUAUGCUCCCAAGCACAUCAAUUUGGUGCUUAAGAAAAUUGGGAUAAUAAACAUAACACCAAUGUUUUAGCUAACUGGCUAUCUAAAAGGAAAAUAAAUAUAGUGCUUUGUAAAAUUUUCAGGACACUUCAAAGCACUUCACAGUCAAUGGAUUACUUUUUCAGUGCAGUCAUUUAUUAAACUUGAAAACAAAUUAGCAGACAAAUUUCGUUCAGUAAGAUGCCUGAAAAAGCAAUGCAAUGAAAGAAUGCUUGAACACUUUUGGUUGUAGUUGAAGGAGGGGUAUUGGCGAGGAGACUAGUAGAAUGGCUGCUAAUCUUCAAGUAAUUCUGAGAGAUGAUUUUUUUUGCUUAUUUGAACACAGCCGUGGUUAAAUGUCUCAUCCAAACAACAGCACCUGACUAUGUGCUGCUUAGUCAGCAAUUCACCUGAUGUUAUAAGGUAGAAUUCAUGUACUCAGAUCUUGACUGGGGAAGGAGGGGUGUACUUCAACCCAUGAGCGUCUGACUUGGUGUGGAAUGGUACCAACUGUUUUUUAUAAUUAUGGGAAUUUUGGAAAAUUUUGCUUUUCCUGAUCUACGCCCCUUUUAAUAUAAUAUUUUGAAACAUGAUUGAAAUUAUGGCAUUUUUCAAUGUUAGAAAAGUAUAGUAACCAGUGUUCUUAGAUUUUGUGUGAACUGUUGUGAUCCUCACAGCUUUAAAUUGAGGUACAAUUGCUUUGAUUGUUAUGAAAUGACCUUAAUAUGUGUCUGUGCAGCAGCCUUUCUUCUGGCCAGGUUCUGAAAUCCCAGUAAUGUAACCUAUUAAUGAAUUUUUGAAAUUUCCACUUCUGAAAAACUGCUUUGUCUUGUAUUCCAUUGUCUGACUGCUCAGAAAAUCUUACUAAGUUUGGUGACGUACACACGUCACUAUUGUUAGUACCUACAACAGAUGAGUUCCUACCUGUGGAUUUCAAAUAGAAGGCUGUACUAUAUAAAGUAUGUAAGUUUGUUUACAUUUCCUCUGUUUGCUUCAUGUGGCCGCUGACUUUGCAACCUGCCAUUUCAAGCCUUAAUUUUCUUAAUUGAACCCCUUUUUUCCCCAAGUAACUCCAACAUGCUCAUUGGAUAGGUUUUGUUCUAUAUUUUUUUUCUUGCUUUGAUAUGUCUAUUAAUUUGUGUAUAAAAUGGCACCUGUAUAUGCUGCAAAUGCAAAACUUAUGAUUUUUUUAAACAACAUGGUACAAAACAAAAUGUUGGAUAUGUUUAACUCUUGGCACAAGCCCAUUUUUUUUGAUGAGUAGGUUAAAUGUUGAAUCUGAUUGGAAUAUUUUGUUUUUACAUUUUAUGUGACAUGCAACUUUCAAAAUUGCAUUUAGUUCCUACCCAAAAUCAGUUUGUAAAAUACAUUUGCAACAUGAAUUAGUUAAUCUUCAUUUGAUUAAUAGAAUUGAUUAAAGGAAAGGGUUUUUUGCCUAAUAUUAAAGUGAAAUGUAAAGGUGGAUUAGCAGGCCUGAUUUUUAUACCUGGGUGAAAGUGAGGUUACUCAAAACCUAAGAAAUGUUUUGAACGAAAUUAGAUGAUAAGAAUGACAAAUGACUUGCUGAUCAUGGAUGCUGUGCAUAUAGCACAAGCGUUGAUGCACUGAGCAUUUAUUAAUCCUGAAGCGGAACGGGGGAAUUCAGUUCACAGUCAUGUUCCUGAUCACUGUCCAAUAUACCCUGAAGUUAGGUGCACCAGUGCAGAUAUCUGGUAUGUGAAAAGAAUGAGCUUCGUCUCUUCGUAUUAAAUAAGCUUUUAAUAGUUUCUGACAAUGCUUACUAUGUUAAAACAUGCCUGUUUGAAUGAGGUACAGGAGGAGUGAACAGAAACUACUGGCCACAUACUUCAGCAAGAGGUGGCUUAUUAGGGACUGAUGGGGCGAAUUAUAUUUCCCAUUUUGUAGGUAUAAACACCUCAAAAACUGAUCCAAUAUCAAAUAUUUCAAAAAUGCAAUAUCCAAGAGCUAAGCAACUGGUUUGACAUUGAUUUAUCCAAUGACUAUGUCAGCAGUGUGAAACAAAUCAUUUUGAAAAGUGCAGGAAUGUAGUUGAGAUCCAACCAUAAUUAUGGCACAAAGUUUCAGCUGUUAGAUUUGGACAUGUUCUGAUAGUUUUAAUGUCUAAUUAUCAGCCAUUGUGAGAAAGAAACAGAAAGAAUAAGAUAAAAUAUGUCACAUCAUUUUAAAAACCUUUUUCUAUAUCUUUAGCUAAUGCUUUUUCUUUCUUUUUAUUGAUUUUUGUUUCAAAAUUUAAGGCAUGAAUAGGUGUGCAGGUAUUUGUGUCAAUGUUUUUAAAAGUGAACUUUUGUCUCCAAGAAGAAUUAUUAGCUGAACCAGUGAACAUGCAACAUUGGACUGUGCACAACCAUGAUUUCAAUCCAUUGAUUGUCUUAGACUAAUUGAAUCCAAAGAAAAUUACACUGCUGCAGACUUUGACAUAAUUGUUAAUUUUUAUUGUAUAAAUUCAACAACUAUUCUGUACUGCCCCUCUGACUAAUUGGACAGAGAGGUAAGGUUAGGCAGGGUUGGGCCUUGAAGUGUUGGAGUUUUGAAGAAUGAAAAGUAAUCUGAUUGAAACACAUAAAAUUCUGAUGGAAUUUGACAGGGUAUAUGCUGAAAGGAUUUCGGAAAGCAGGAUUUAGGAAAGACGAGAGAACAGAGUUUAAAAAGGGAUCUCCUAUUUAAAAUGGAGCUGAGGAGGAUUUUUUUUCUGAGGGACAUGCAUCUUUUGAACACUCUUCCCUCAAAUAAUGAAGGCAUGAUCAUUGAAUACUUUCGGAGAUAGUAGGAACUGCAGAUGCUGGAGAAUCUGAGAUAACAAGGUGUAGAGCUGGAUGAACACAGCAGGCCAAGCAGCAUCAGAGGAGCAGGAAUGCUGACGUUUCGGGCCUAGACCCUUCUUCAGAAAAAAGCUCUUCACCUUGUUAUCAUUGAAUACUUGCAAGGUUGAGGUACAGACUUUUUUAACUAAGAAGGGAGUGAUUAGUCAUCCAGAGAAGAUUGGAAUAUGAAGUUUAUGCCACAAUCAAAUCAGCUAUGAUCUUAUUGAAUAAUGGAACAGUCUGGAAGGACCAAAUUGCUUCCCUUGCUGUCUCAGAAGUGGCCACCUCUCAGUGGCACUGUGGAAGUUUCUACACUGCCAACUGUCUGGUUUAGAUUAGCAAUGUGGAUUGCCCGAUCACCAUCUUAAUUGAGUGGAGAUUGGGUAGCAACUCAUUAAGAAGCCUCUUCAAGGGAAACUAACACUGUGUGAUAUCACUGCCCACUUGUUCAGGCUCAGGACCUGCUUAUGGUCCCAGCUUCAGGACUCCCCCUCUUCUAAGAAAAUUGACCUGUGUAUUUGGUCCUAAUUUGGCGAAAGUGAUUCUUUAUUUCAAGUUCAUGCUGUUAUUUCUGGAUAUUGAUUUAUUUUGGAUAUUGCUCUUUGUGUAAUAUAUAAAACUGUGAUUUCUAAAAAAAAAAUGCAAGGUUACUGGGCCAUAUUGAACAGAAAUUUCCAGUUUAAUCCUCUUUGUUUUUCUGAGCACAACAGUAGUGGCACUCAAUGCUCCACGAAUUAGAGAGCGAGGAAUCACCAGGAUUUUUUAAUACCUUAGUGCUAUCCCUAUUGGACAAUUAUUGAGCAAAAACAGGGCCUGGCUUGACAUUGAUACAAUGUAGUCUCUUGAGCCUCUUCUUCCAAAUAUAGAGUGGCAAAUUAAAUAAGGUAGUAGAAGAGCUUUAUCCCAUCAAGGAAUUGAUAUCAUUGUGAAGGGAAGAAAAAUUGAGGAUAAUUUUUUCAUACUUUAAUAUCCCUAAUGCGGUUUGUUUAUUUUUGCACAAAUAGUAAGUCCAAAUCUAGAUUCUGUCAUCCGUAAUGUUGUUUGAAUGUUAGGUAUUAUUAACCCAAUCAAAACAAUGCACUGGUUUGUAUGUGUACUCAAUUUUCAGCCUGAGUAUUGAUCAUGGAAAAUUUUCAUCUUUUGAAAUUCUGAAAUUCUUUCCUUUGCAUGGGCAGAUAACAAAAUGGUGCUCAUCACCUUCUAGAAUGGUAAAAACAAUUCUGAGAUUCGUGAUUUAGGUGGAGUUAUUUUAAGUUCCAUUACAUGAGGAAAGAUAGUGUGGCAAUAGGAGGAUAUGAUUUCUGUAAAUCCUCCCUAAACCUGUAGUGUUUGAAGAUAACACUCUAAAAUAACUUGAACAGAAUGCCGCUCACUUUUGUAUAUAAGUAUCGAUUGAAGCUGAAGCUUUGCCCUUGCUGAGAAAAUUCCAGUAGAGCGUAAAAAAUGUUCAGUAUUUGUUUCAGACUCUUUGAAGGUGUCUUGGAAAAGUCCAAAAAACAUACUUUAAGAAGCGUCUUACUUAUGCGGUUGGAUAUUUUAAGUGUUUUUUUUUUCCAUUUUAUUUCAUGAUGGAUGUUUGGUUUCAAGGGUGUUUUUGCAAAGAUUGAAUUGACCUCUUCUCUGAAAGGAUUUUGCAUGGAAACAAAGUGAGGUCUUGGACACCUCAAGGUGUAUAGUAAGUUCUUGUGGUUCUGUCCCAGCAGUAGUAAAUUGUUAUAUACAUUGUUAAUGUCAUUACUCUUGGAAUGUAUUAUGUUUUAACUAUCUGGUUUGUAGUUGCUAUAAAUUGUGUACAUAUUUACAAUCAUUAUAUUCUGGCUAUUACCAUUAUUAUAAUGCCUUUAGGUAAUUGUCUUCAUUCCAUUUUGUAAAUAUGAUACAUGUAUUCAUAAUUCAAUUUAAUAUCUUGAAUAAACUAUAUCCAAAGCCACAUCUA
Molecule: messenger RNA, 7923 nt
Organism: Rhincodon typus (whale shark)
Lineage: Eukaryota; Metazoa; Chordata; Chondrichthyes; Orectolobiformes; Rhincodontidae
Gene: march2
Product: membrane-associated ring finger (C3HC4) 2
Exons: 5
Coding region: 171-905 (244 amino acids)
Biological process (GO): protein ubiquitination
Molecular function (GO): ubiquitin-protein transferase activity; zinc ion binding
Source: RefSeq, a predicted model, not a curated record